Messenger RNA from Lithohypha guttulata, 1611 nucleotides. RefSeq lists its product as uncharacterized. Bases 1 to 1611 code for a protein of 536 amino acids. The transcript has 3 exons. The record is from RefSeq and is a predicted model, not a curated record. Gene Ontology annotation, biological process: amino acid transmembrane transport. NCBI's taxonomy places the organism in Eukaryota, Fungi, Ascomycota, Eurotiomycetes, Chaetothyriales, Trichomeriaceae. Gene Ontology annotation, molecular function: L-amino acid transmembrane transporter activity.
AUGUCCAUCUUCCGAGAAAAGAAAGAGAAGAGAACUGAAGAUGCCUCUUCUGGCUCGCGCAACAUCUCGCCAAAGCCGGAGAAAUAUGACGCUGAGGGCCACGAUGUCGAGCGUCGAACGUCAACCACGGUCCAGGGCCAGAAAUGGAAGCGAAUCUGUCCACCUGAACGCAGAGCUGGAUCCGUUGCCGGCAUAGAAGAUUCAUCAUCCGACACGGCUGAUCGUCUUGUUGAAAUGGAAGCUGAUAACGCGAUCAAGUAUCGAACUUGCUCGUGGUACAAAACUGCAGCUCUACUUUUCUCCGAGUAUAUUUGCUUGGCCAUCAUGUCGUUCCCAUAUUCUUACUCGGUUCUCGGACUGGUUCCUGGUCUGAUUCUGACCGUGGUUCAAGCAGCUUUUGUGCUCUAUACCUCCCUUAUCGUCUGGGAGUUCUGCUUGCGCCAUCCUGAAGUGCGAGAUGUGACAGAUAUCGGCAAGAUGCUUUUCUGGAACAGCAAUAUCGCCUACUGGUUCACAGCAGUUAUGUUCAUCCUGAACAACACAUUUAUACAGGCUCUUCACGUAUUAGUCAUCACUCGAUAUCUCAACACGAUGACCCAGCAUGGUCUCUGUACCGUCGACUUUGCGGUCAUCGGCGCUGUUGUCUGUUUCGUGUGCUCCUUGCCACGAACUUUCAAUGCUCUCAGCCACGGUGCCUGGAUCUCGGCAGUUUUCACAUUCAUAAGCGUCAUCUUGGCUGCUGCCUUUGCCGGUGCCGAAGGAAAGCAUGGCACUGCAGGAUACAACCCUGUUCCAACACAUACCGAGAACGGUGUGACGAUUGCAGGCGGCGAGCCCUUGGUGUUAGUCAUUCCAUUGGCAUCAACCCCUUUCUACAGCGGACUGAAUGCGUUCUUGAACAUCGCAUACACAUUCAUUGGACAGAUUACCCUUCCUAGCUUCAUCGCAGAGAUGAAGAAUCCAUACGACUUCAAGAAAGCGGUCACCAUCGUCACAAUUGCCGAAAUCAUCGUCUUCUCCCUUGUGGGCGGCAUUAUCUACGGUUACACUGGGACUCAAUACAACACGGCACCAGCGUUCGGAUCUCUGGGCAAUCUCGUAUAUCGAAAAGUCAGCUUCAGCUUCAUGAUUCCGACCUUGAUCUUCCUCGGCGUGCUCUACGCCGCCGUCUCAGCUCGAUUCGUCUUCUUCCGAAUCUUCGAGGGAACACGACACAAGUCGGAGCACACCAUCAUCGGAUGGGCAUCCUGGGCUGGCAUCCUGGCUGGAUUAUGGCUUCUAGCAUUCGUCAUCGCCGAAGUCAUCCCUUUCUUCUCUGAGUUGCUCAGCUUGAUGUCCUCGCUGUUCGACUCCUUCUUCGGCUGGAUCUUCUGGGGCACUGCAUACUUGCGCAUGAGACGAGUGGACUACGGUCCGAACUUCUACAAAGUCCGUGGCUUUAAGGGCUGGUUCGGCUUCUUGUUGAAUUGGUUCAUCUUGCUUACGGGAUUCUUCUUUUUGACUGUGGGAACAUAUGCUUCGGUGCAAAGCAUCAUUGACGACUUUGAGGUGGGGGUCAAGAGCGUGUUCACUUGCGCCAAUAAUGGGUUCCUUGAUUCAACUGGAUACUAA